CUUGGGUGGUGAGGACUUGACGAUGACGGUUUCUUGUUUAUUUACAUUUUGUCUCGCAAAAGACUAGUGGUCCCACCGACUGUUGAUCCUAUUGAUGUGCUAUUGGAAAACAUUGCCGAUAUGAAGUGCUAUCUAAAGUGUGUUGGCGAUGCCCGUCAUGAUCCCAUUGAAAUUAGAAACGAUGUGGAAACAUUUAUCGGAAGACUGAGAGCCACCGAAAUAAAGGACGUUAUGUGUUCGAGGAAUCAAGUAUCUUUGAGAGCAGAUUUCGACAAACGUAAUGUUAAUGUGAAAGCGUUGGGCGUUAACAAUUCAGGAAUAAACGGUUUUGCAUUGAAAAAAGAUAAAAUGUACGUCCUGCAACCCGACGAUGUCCUAGAAAUUCUCCUGGGUAAAUAUUUCUAUGAAAUCGUAUUUGAAUCGGACCCUGCCACCGAUGAACGAACUGAUCAAGCAUCGGUGACUCCAACGGUUACAACAGUCAAAAAUGCCAACGGUGUAUGGGAGUCUGUCGGCGAUGGAAAAUUAUUGAUUUUCACGCCGGACAACGUAAGGGCUUCGAACAAGGUUGCUGCCUAUGAUCUCGAUGGAACUAUCAUAACGACAAAAUCUGAGAAGAGGUUUCCGCAAGAUGUCGAUGAUUGGAAGAUUUUCCCGUAUGUAGCCCCUAAGCUGAGUAGUCUGCAUCAGGACGAUUAUAAAAUUGUGUUUUUCACCAAUCAAAAUGGAAUUUCUUUAGGAAAGUACAAAGUGGAGGAUUACAAGAAAAAGACCGAGGCUAUCGUUACGAAACUGAAUCUGCCGAUACAAGUGUUUGCAGCUACUGGUAAAACAAUCUACAGGAAACCGAUGCUUGGAAUGUGGAAUUACUUGUGUGAACAUAAAAAUCAAUCGGUCAAAAUCAACAAAAACGAAAGCAUUUUCGUUGGUGACGCUGCAGGUCGGCCAGCAAAUAAAGUGCUUAAGACAAAGAAAGAUCACUCCACAGCAGAUCGGCUAUUCGCAUUGAACAUUGGAAUCAAAUUUCAAACUCCGGAGGAACAUUUUUUGAAACACUCAACGUCAACGUGGGUCAGACCGCUAUUCGAUCCAAAAAGUUUUGUCGCAUCGAAAUCUUUAUUGGAUCCACCAGACAGUCGGCUUGUUUCGACGAAACUAGAAGUCAUUCUUAUGGUUGGAUGUCCCGGCUCCGGAAAGAGUACAUUUGCUACAACUCAUCUAGUUUCCAGUGGCUACAAAUGGAUCAAUCAGGACACACUAAAGACAUGGCAGAACUGUCUGAAACAUUUGGAAAACGCUGUCACGGCUAAACAAAAUUCAGUUAUCGACAAUACAAAUCCGUCAAAGGAAACUCGUAGGCGUUACAUUGAUGCGGCAAAGAAAUUGAAAAUUCAGUGUCGCUGCUUUGUCAUGGACGUACCAUUUGCCCAUUCCAAGCACAACAAUAUUUACCGUGAAUUGACCGAUUCGACGCACAAACCGGUCAAUGGCAUCGUCAUGAAUACAUUUAACAAACACUAUGAACAGCCGACAGUUGCUGAGGGUUUCCAGGAAGUGGUCAAAGUGAAUUUUAUCCCGAAAUUCAAUAGCAUUGAUGAGGAACACCUGUACAGAAUGUAUUUAGUCGACUCGUAAUUGUAUAUUUGGCUUAUAGUUCUGCCGGAAGGCUCUAUGGACACGAUUGUAAAAUUUGUUAAUUGAAAUAAAACUUUUCGAACUGAA
Molecule: messenger RNA, 1722 nt
Organism: Bradysia coprophila
Lineage: Eukaryota; Metazoa; Arthropoda; Insecta; Diptera; Sciaridae
Biological process (GO): DNA repair
Molecular function (GO): protein binding; double-stranded DNA binding; polynucleotide 3'-phosphatase activity
Source: RefSeq, a predicted model, not a curated record